Molecule: messenger RNA, 1346 nt
Organism: Pygocentrus nattereri (red-bellied piranha)
Lineage: Eukaryota; Metazoa; Chordata; Actinopteri; Characiformes; Serrasalmidae
Exons: 6
Coding region: 20-1087 (355 amino acids)
Biological process (GO): estrogen biosynthetic process
Cellular component (GO): cytoplasm
Molecular function (GO): estradiol 17-beta-dehydrogenase [NAD(P)+] activity
Source: RefSeq, a predicted model, not a curated record
CGUGCAGUAAUGCACGCACAUGGGUCGUUCUGCUGAGUCUAUGCCCAGUGGAUUACUGCCUGUGUCUCCAGCUCUUGGUCCGUCUGCCUCAUUCUUCCUUUCCCUCCUCAGGAAAAGCGUCUCCAGGACCACCGGCAUGAGCCAGAAAGUCGUCCUCAUCACUGGCUGCUCGUCCGGCAUCGGACUGGCCAUCGCCGUUCUUCUGGCCAAAGAUGAGAAGAAGAGGUUUAUGGUCUACGCCACCAUGAGGAACCUGGCUAAACAGGAGCCUCUAGUGGAGGCAGCAGGACGCACUCUGGGCCAGACCCUGGAGAUCAGACCACUGGACGUGUGCGAUGAGAAAUCAAUCAAAGACUGUGUGGACGGCCUACCUGACCGCAGAGUGGACAUUCUCAUCAGUAAUGCAGGACUGGGCUUGGUUGGACCCAUCGAGUGCCAGGACAUUGAGGAGAUGAAGAGCAUCAUGGACACAAAUUUCUUCGGUCUUGUGCGCCUCCUGAAGGAGGUCCUGCCAGACAUGAAGAGACGGAAGAGUGGCCAUAUCGUGGUUAUCAGCAGUGUAAUGGGGAUUCAAGGUAUAUUGUUCAACGACAUCUACGCUGCCUCUAAGUUUGCGGUGGAAGGAUUCUGUGAAAGUCUGGCAGUGCAAGCUAUGCGAUUCAAACUGAACAUAAGCCUCAUCGAACCGGGACCAGUCGUCACAGAGUUUGAGCGUAAAGUGUACGAAGAGGGCAUGAAGACUGACCUCUCAAAAGCAGACCAAGUCACUGCAGACAUAUUCAUCAACGUCUACAUGAAGCACUGGAGCCAGAUAUUUGAAAGCCUCGGGCAGUCGCCAGAGGUCAUUGCAGAGCAUACGCUCAAAAUCAUCACGAUGGACAACCCACCCUUCCGCCAUCAGACCAACACUCUGUACACUCCGUUCACCACCCUGAAGUACGCUGACCCCACCGGUGACCUGCCCAUUGACACCUUCUACAAGGCGGUGUUUCAGCAUGAUAAGGUCUUUAGUGCCAGCCUCAACUUCCUCAAGCUCCUCCGCUGGAGAAGCCGCAAGAGCUUCAGUCUAGACAAAGACAAGUCUUAAUGUCUUAAGAAAGACCAUCUGCUCUUUCUCCACUAAUCCUAUCCCUCUGUUACUCUUAGCACGCAACACGUAAAAGUCACAAACGAUAGCUUUCAUAUCUGUAAUCUGACAUUGUCCACUGUACGCUCACCGGCCACACCGGCAUGUUAACACAAAUAGCUCAUCAGCCAAUCACACGGCAGCAACUCACUGCAUUUAGGCAUGUAGAGGUGGUCAAGACGACUUGCUGAAGUGCAGACCGAGCAUCAGAACGGGGAAG